Odontomachus brunneus is the source of this 6543-nucleotide messenger RNA. It is a transcript of the gene Zir, whose product is annotated as dedicator of cytokinesis protein 7. The record is from RefSeq and is a predicted model, not a curated record. The coding region runs from base 372 to 6338 and encodes 1988 amino acids. Gene Ontology annotation, molecular function: guanyl-nucleotide exchange factor activity. Gene Ontology annotation, biological process: small GTPase-mediated signal transduction; positive regulation of GTPase activity. NCBI's taxonomy places the organism in Eukaryota, Metazoa, Arthropoda, Insecta, Hymenoptera, Formicidae. The transcript has 21 exons.
UCUGUUCUUUCCAGCUGCACUGCUGAACUGAUGCAAUAAGUUAAAGUGAGACAAGUAUAUUUUUUCUCACUCUAACUUAUUGCACCAGUUCAGCAGUGCAGUUGAAAAGAACAGACCACUUUUUAAUCAUAUAAUUGAGCGGUGGGUAAGAGGGGAGAAGAAGAAAACAUUGUCCCAUCGGUCGAUCAUCGUCCAUCUCUACCAAGAUAUAUCAGUCAAGGAUCGCGUCAAACACGUCAAGUUUUUAACAAUUAUUUUAAAGAAAUCGUGAAUUCUCUUGCUAAUGAAUCUUGAUCGUCUUUAUUCGUCCCGUUUUCGAUGAAUUCGUGUUAACAAUUUCAUCCACGGAGUAUUUCACCGGGACAUUUAUAAUGUCUUCGGUCCAGCGUGCAUUUGCUCACAAAUUAAGUAAGCAGCAUGCCGCCGAUGUGAGGCGGCAAAUUGCCACUUCUACUUCCUAUUCACGUGAUUUAUCCAAGAGUGGUAGUAGUAUAUCAGGAUUCUCUUCCACGAUGUCCUUGUGUGAGGUGUUAGAGCCACUUGAUUAUGAAGAAUUCUUAGGACAGCAUCAAUCAGUACUAGAUCGUGAUCCCUUAAAACCAAUACUGGAUUUUCCACCAGGAGAUGUUGAAAUGAGAGUCAUAAAAAGGAAAAUUCGAACAGAAGAGCCAAUAGUUCCUCAUGAAUCCUUAGAUACCGUAUCUCCUUAUGUGAAAAGGUGCAUUGAGAGCUUCACAUCAGAUUGGGUCAUAAUAAAUCGCAAAUACAAGGGAAGAAUCUCACCUAUAGCCAGAGACAGAUUGCUCCAAGACACACCUAGACAAGAUUUCGAGGUAGAUCAAGAGGAUGCAAAUGGUUGUGGAUCACCAAAUGAAGAGGAUGAUCUCUCCAACUGCGGGGACACUCCGAGAGGAUCUUGGGCCAGUUUGGAUUUGCGACAUUCACAACACGAUCCACUUUUGCCCAGUCUAUUAGAUCGUGUUUGCCUAGAGACGAUCGAUCAAAUGAACGAGCAAAAGAGAUUGGAGGAUCGACAGGAAGCUUUAUUCCCGCUUUAUGCUCCGCCGACUUCUCCAGACGACGAGUGGCAAGAAAUCGGUGUUGCUCCCGAACCUACGGAGCCGUUUGCUCAUAAAAUUCUCGUGAAAUGUCUGCAACUAAAGUUGGAAUUAGAAGUAGAACCAAUAUUCGCAAGCCUCGCAUUGUACGACGCCAAAGAGAAGAAAAAGGUAUCGGAAAAUUUUUACGUCGAUAUGAACUCUGAAGGCUUGAAGAGAAUGCUCGGAGGACACAUCGCUUACAGCGACGCCAGCACCUUAGCUAGAAGCUGUGUUUUGAGCAUUAGUAAGCCCAGCCCCGACUUGUUUCUCGUCGUGCGACUUGAGAAAGUAUUACAGGGCGACAUUUCGGAAUGCGCCGAGCCGUACUUGCGCGAAGAUAAAAAUAAGGACAAGGUGAGAGCCGCCGCUGCCGCAGCGUGCGAACGCUUAGGUCGUUACAGGAUGCCUCUCGCGUGGACUGCGAUUCAUCUGUCCGGGGUAAUUGGGGGCGGCGGUGAUGCGGACAGUACUGGCAGCGCUGGAUCUUUGGAUAGAAAGUCGGGCGGUCUGGAACAGUGGCGGAAGAAAGUGGAGCCGCCGACACGAAGAGGCUCGUUGGAACGACGCAGUUCAGACAAAAGACGUAGUUGGUCCCCGGACGAUUUCGCCAACUGUCUAGACAGUUUUAGACCCAUCACUUUAACUGUCUCGAGCUUCUUCAAGCAAGAGAGUGAGCGACUUCGCGACGAGGACCUCUACAAACUUCUAGUCGAAUUGCGAAGACCUGGUUCUAAUCUGAAACGACUGAAAUGUUUACCUGGAAUAUUGAAAUUAGAUCUCAGUCCUAGACCCGAAGAGCUACCCAGGUGUUUGGAUCCCGAUCUCAGGAGAUUAGUUCCGUAUCCGGACGAGAAAAGUCGACCGGUCAAGGAGAUACUCGAAUUUCCGAGCGAAGUUGUUUCACCAGAUUUGACGUAUCGUAAUCUUCUAUACCUUUAUCCCAAGGAAGCGAAUUUCAGCUCCAGAACUGGUUCAGCCCGCAAUAUCGCCGUAAGAAUUCAGCUUAUGGGAGGUGAACAGGAAGCAGAUGCGCUCACUGCCAUUUUCGGCAGGUCGUCGUGUCCUGAGAUGACGCACGAAUACUUUACAUCUGUGUCAUAUCACAAUAAGAAUCCAAACUUCUACGACGAAGUAAAAAUGAGACUCCCUGCGGAUUUGAGCGCUAAACAUCAUUUACUGUUCACUUUCUAUCAUAUCAGUUGUCAAAAGAAAGCUGAACAACCGAAUGUUGAAACAGCGGUCGCGUAUACGUGGCUACCGCUUCUGAGAGACGGUCAUCUUCAAUCGGGUGAAUUCAGUCUGCCUGCCAUGUUAGACCCACCACCGGCUAACUAUUCUUAUAUUGCACCGGACGUUCUCUUGCCGGGCACUCGGUGGGUGGACGCUCAUCGAGGAGUUUUUACCGUUAUAUUAGAACCCGUUUCUAGCGUUCAUCCGCAAGACAAGUAUAUUGACAGAUUUCUGUCGUUGUGUGGUUUUUUGGAGACCGGUCAGGUACCGCCUCGCAUCGGCGAAGCCGGUAUGGAGUCGGAAGUGAAGUCAGCGCUGCUCGAAUUAGCGCGUGCCUCGCACUCCGCUUUGGUACGAUCCCUUCCUCAAUUGCUGGAUCAAUUGCUGUGUCUUCUAGUACGACCGCCGACGUUGCCGUCUCAGUCAUUGAAUAUCGCCGCCACCAUUUUCGAGGCCUUGGGUCUGCUCGUGCGAAACAUCACCAACUUGCCUGAUGGCCAGUUAGACGCGCACGGAAGACACGCGCUCUUGGCUACUUACAUCGCGUACCAAUGUUCAUUGCCGAGCAUGUCUCACGGCGCAGGUGUUGUGCGAGCACAGAGCAAUCCCGACUUGCCUCUAGAAGACUUGGAGAUGGAGAUCCAUUCACGGGGACUGGAUAGAACUGCGUCGAUGCGGCAAGAAUCCCCUUCAAUUAGCAGUCAGCCUACCAGGAGACUCCUGCACGAAGAACUCGCGUUGCACUGGGUUGUGUCCACUGGUCAAGCGCGUGAAUUGGCGAUAACGCAUUCUUGGUUCUUCCUGGAGCUGAUAAUGCGCUCGAUGGUCGUCACGCUGUCGGAACUGAACAGUUUGGAGGCUCCGCGCAAACUAAGAUUUUCGCCGCAGUUCUGUGACGACAUCACGACCCUCACCGCCGCGCUAACCACCGAAGUGACAACGCGUUGCGGCAAGGAGACUCGCGUCGCGUCCAACCUUAUAUCGAGCCUCGGUAACUUCCUAUCGGACUUGCUGUCCGUGAUGGACCGAGGAUUCGUGUUGUCGCUCAUACGUGUCGCUUGUUGUUCGCUGUCGGACGCGUCGAUGCACAUUCCUGACUCAGCUGCGUUGUUCGCUUUGAAACUCGAUCUCGUGAGAACGGUGUGUUCACACGAGCACUAUGUGGCACUGAAUCUCCCGUUCGGCACAGGCUACACAUCCGGGUCGGCCCCAGCAUCACCCAGUCCGUCCACCGGCAGUUCAGGCAGCCUGAUUUCCACCUUGGUGCCGGGGGAUAGGGCGAGAUUCUCAGAACUCAGCCAGGAAUUUAGGCAGCAGCACUUCUUAGUCGGCAUCGUUCUAUCCGACUUAGCGAAUACCUUGGAGGUACCGAAUCCGAUGUUGCAGAAUAAAGCUAUCGGCACUGUACGGCAUCUAAUGAGUUGCCACGACGCCGAUUCACGAUAUUCGGAUCCCGCGGCGAAAGCCAGAGUUGCAGCGCUGUAUUUACCGUUGCUGAGUAUCUUGAUGGAUGCCUUGCCGCAACUCUACCACUGGGAUUCCAAGGACAAGAGCGUCUAUCCGGACGAGUCUGGAUCGAUCACUCAGUCCGUAGCCUUGGCUAUCGCUGGCGGAGCAUCGGCAGAUACCGCAGGCAAUCAGUGUCGGGUGUCUUUGAGCUCCGAAGCCACUCGACAUCUCUUGAUGUGUGCCUUGUGGGUCCUCAAAGGCUUGGAACGAACCGCGUUAGCGCAGUGGUGCUCUGAGUUGAGCGCAAGACGUAUCUUGAGCUUGCUUCAAGUGCUGAAUAUCGCUACCGCUGCUUUCGAAUACAAAGGCAAAAAGGCGCUCAAGAGGUUGCCACCGCAGGCCGCGGCCACUAGCGAUAUUCGCUCGCGACUGGAGGACGUGAUCCUCGGCCAGGGAAGUGCCAGAAGCGAAAUGAUGCUGCGGAGGAAGGAGAGAGUGACCGGCGACAAGUUGAGGUGGCGCAAGGAUCAAAUGCCGUACAGAUCAUGCGAACAACCGGAGGGAAGAGCCGUCGAACAAGACGCUCAUAUUGAAGGGGCUUUAGCGGCUGAGGCCUCUUUGGUUGUAUUAGAUACCUUGGAAUCUGUGGUUCAAGCCGAUGGUGGCGGAGGUGCGGUUGUUGGAGCGGUGUUAAAAGUAUUAUUGAGAGCACUGGCUAGAAAUCAAAGCACGUCGGUGCUGCAGCACAUGUUCAAUACACAGCGAGCUUUGGUUUUCAAGUAUCAUAGCGCCUUGUUUGAUGAGGAGAGCGAGCGUUGCGGGGAUUUAUGCUUGACGUUGCUCACUCGAUGCAGCUCGCCAUUGAGCGCCGUCAGGAGUCACGCCGCUGCAAGUUUGUACUUGCUGAUGCGACAGAACUUCGAAAUUGGAAAUAACUUCGCGCGCGUCAAGAUGCAAGUUACGACUUCCUUGUCUGCACUCGUUGGUAGAGGAAGAGCUCCUAGCGAGGGAGCGCUGCGCAGAGCGCUGAAAACAGUAUUGGUGUACGCCGAAAGAGACACAGAGCUUGCGGACACGAGCUUCCCAGAACAAGUGAAGGACUUAUUGUUUAAUCUUCACAUGAUUCUCUCCGACACCGUUAAGAUGAAAGAGUUCCAAGAGGACCCUGAGAUGUUGUUGGACUUAAUGUAUAGAAUCGCCAAAGGCUAUCAAGGUUCACCGGAUCUUCGAUUAACCUGGCUUGCGAAUAUGGCGCAGCAACACAUGGAGAGGAAGAAUCACACGGAAGCCGCGAUGUGUUUGGUGCACAGCGCAGCUUUAGUUGCGGAAUAUCUACAUCUCCUGGAGCCCGGUGGCGGUGGACGACCGGUGGGAGCCGUCGCUUUGAACGCUGUGACGCCAAACGCCUUAGAGGAAAGCGCUGUGGGCGACGAUGUAUUGGCCCGAAGGGAAGAGGGGCUCUGUUUAGGUCCUGAUUUUUCCGAAAGCGGCUUGGCGGGACUGUUAGAACACGCGGCUAGCUCUUUUCAUGCAGCCGGAAUGUACGAAGCUAUUCCUGACGUUUACAGGGUGUUGCUGCCUAUAGCCGAAGCAGCACAUGACUAUAAGAAAUUGGCUAAUAUUCAUGGAAAACUUCACGAGGCGUACACACGUGUGGAACAGUUGGCCGGCAAGCGCGUCUUCGGAACGUAUUUCAGAGUUGGUUUUUACGGUGCGAGAUUUGGCGAUCUCGCCGGUGAAGAAUUUGUGUACAAGGAGCCGACCCUUACAAAGCUCCCGGAGAUAUUCUCGAGACUCGAGAAUUUCUACGCUGAGAGAUUUGGCGCGGAUAAUAUAGUCAUAAUAAAGGACUCGAAUCCUGUGGAUCCCGGCAAAUUGGAACCGGACAAGGCGUACGUUCAAAUCACUUAUGUAGAGCCAUACUUCGAAGCGCACGAGCUCCGACAUAGACCCACCGUUUUUCAUCGCAAUUUUAACAUCAAACGAUUCGUUUACGCGACACCUUUCACGCCCGGUGGCAAAGCUCACGGUGAGCUACGCGAACAAUUCAAACGGAAAACUAUAUUGACAGUGGCGACGCAUUUUCCGUAUCUGAAAACCAGAAUUCGAGUUGUAGCCCGGAAGCAGAUAGUUCUCACUCCCAUUGAAGUGGCAAUCGAGGACAUACAAAAGAAGACUGCCGAGGUGGCUGCCGCGACUGCUCAGGAACCUCCUGACGCAAAGAUGCUGCAGAUGGUCCUUCAAGGAUGCAUCGGCACCACUGUCAAUCAAGGACCCGCCGAGGUAGCGGUUGUAUUUCUGUCGGGUUUGCGCGAGCAGAAUGUACAGCCGGAUAGACUGCAGCACAAGCUUCGUCUAUGCUUCAAGGAUUUCCAGAAGAAGUGUCUCGACGCUCUGCGACGUAACAAGAAUCUAAUUGGCCCCGAUCAGCGGGACUAUCAGCGAGAGCUUGAGAGAAAUUACCAAAGAUUGACCGAACGAUUGGCGCCUCUGAUCGCUUGGAGCGGGCCGUCCUUAAUGAAUCAGCAAGCUGUACCGGCAACGUCUCCGCGUUGGUAGAGAAGCGAGAUAUUGCCAUAGAAGCUUACCAAAGAUUAUCGAUUAUUAAUCACGUAUGAGAUUGUCACUUAGUAUACAGGUAACACUACUUACGAUCGUAUUAGGGAAAAUGUUGAAUCCUUGCUUUAUAAAAUGAUUAUUCCGAGCUACAUAUAAAUUUACAUAUGGCAUAACCAUAAAAAAUUAUUAUAAUAUAUUUAUAUUA